AGCAGUGCUGGUGUUUCUUCUCCCCAGUUAUUUGGAAAAAUACCUCGUUUGUGGGGGUGGAACAGCCCCCUGUUUUUCAUCUUCCAGGACUGGAGAGGUAGGGGUUAACAAGGUAAUGACUACUAAGGUGUUUGUUUUCUAUUCCUUGGGGAGUGUUCAUUUUGGGAUGAAGAUGGCUAUAGCUAUGAUAUUUUAUGAAAAAUCCUUUGCUAGGAUUUUUCCUUCCUGAGGAGCUGGGAGCCCCAGGACAGAAAUGUAAACAAUAACUAUCUGCUGCUAAGGAAUGCAACAGGUGCCUCUGUGACUGGUGCUGUUAGUUGUUUCUAAUUAAGAGCCAAUCACAGAUGCAGCUGCAUCAGACUCUGAGAGUCACAAGAUUUUGUUAUGCAUUCUAUUAUUCUUGUUCUUUCAAGCCUUCCGAUCUUUUUCUCUCUGUUCUUUUAGUAUAGUUUUAAUGUAUUUUAAUAUAAUAUAUAUCAUAAGAUAAUAAAUCAGCCUUCUGAAAUGGAGUCAAGCCUUGUGUCUCCACACAUGGGGAGUCCUCAAGAGAUGGCAGUUUGGGCUCCAGGUGAAUUUUGUCUCACAGUCAUAGCUCAAGACUGGGAUCACCUCCCUGGAACCUCCCCUGCUGCAAUCCCUCGGUCCUGCACUGAGCUUUCCUGCUUCCCACAAAGCUCGGGGUGACCAGGGUGGGAUUUCCCCUGUCUGAGAAGGCAGGCAGGAGGGCUCUCAGCCCUCUGUCAGAGUUCCAGAGGAUGCAGUGGGACUGUUGGCCACGUUUCUCUUCCCACACAGCCGGACCGUACACGGGGGCCUUCUUCAACCCUUCCCUGGCCACAGCCACCACCUUCCACUGCUCGGGGAGCAGCUUCUGGGACUACAUCCAGGUGUACUGGCUGGGGCCCCUCGCAGGGAUGCUCGCUGCCCUCCUGCUGUUCCAGGGCAACAUCCCACACCUCUUCCAGAAAAACCUCCUCUACAGCCAGAAGAGCAAGUACAAGGUGCCCAAGGGAAAGGUGACAGCGCAGGUGGAGGGUGACAAACCACAGAAGAAGAAGAAAGGAGGGAAGAGCAAGUCGGAGCCCCGUGCCUGAGCCCAGGGGUCCUGGCAGCCCUUUUCCCGGGAAAGGGUUUCCCGGUGUGCAGGAUUUUGCAGCUCGUUCAGUCCUUAAAGCAUCACAAAGGAAUCCUCGCGGGAUGCCCGAGCCCCCGAGCUCCUUUGGGAAUUGCUUCAAAAGCCUCCCUGGAGAGUUCGAACUGUUUCAAGCCCACACUGCUGCCUCAGAGAGAAAACACGGAACACUUUUGCAUAAAUUGCCGGUUGUCUUGUACUGCCAGGAAUUACAGAGAGCUGGGACUGUUCCACGGGCAGGCUUGAGCAACCCGGGGUUAUUGCAUCGUGCAAUGCCUGCAAUAACCUCACUGGGUCUCUUGCAGCCCUAAAAACCAAGGAUAAGCCAGUAACUGCCUUGGGCACGGCAUGGGGAGGAAGCAGGCUUUGAUCUUUUCAGUUACUAAUGGAAACUUGUUAAAAAUUGGUGGGGUUUGAGUUAAACUUGGCCUGAAGUCCUUGAAAUGCACAGGCUGAACCUGGCAAGUCUUGGAGAGGAAUUAAAAGUGCUCCAAGGCAAGAGAAUUCACUGGCCACGGGAGAAGCUGCUUCUCUGGGGAUGUGCUUAGCCUGGGUUUGGGUGCUGUAAAGCAUCAAGAGAUGGUGUACAAGGGGUCUGUGGUUGGAAAAAAAGGAAAAAAGAAAAAGAGAGCCAGGCAGCUGCUGGG
Messenger RNA from Passer domesticus (house sparrow), 1779 nucleotides. RefSeq names its product aquaporin-12A-like. The transcript is spliced from 2 exons. Gene Ontology annotation, cellular component: cytoplasm. The coding region runs from base 756 to 1094 and encodes 112 amino acids. Lineage: Eukaryota; Metazoa; Chordata; Aves; Passeriformes; Passeridae. The record is from RefSeq and is a predicted model, not a curated record. Gene Ontology annotation, molecular function: channel activity.